GAGCAGCAGCCCAGCCCAGGUGAGGCUCUUCCCACACCAGGGGCAGAGCUGAGGUCCAGGUGUGUGUGUUCAGGCUCACUGGGCAGCAGAAGGGUAGUGAAUGGGCCAUGGAUGUGGAAGGUGUGACUGAUUUCAGAGCCCUCCGAGCCAAAUUUCAGCACGACUCCAGCCUUGCCACCAAGACAGUGCAGCCCUGCCAGAAGCCUUCCCCCAGAUUGGUGUCUAGAGGUAAUGGCAUGCCCAACAGUAAGGCGGAUGUGCUGGUACCCGGACCCCACAGUGAACCUCCCUGUCCUGCAUCCCAGCUCUCUGCCAUUGCCCAGAGGGCCAAGAUGGGUCACACAGAGCCAAUGGAGCACAAUGAAGAGCGCAAAGAAAAUAUCUCGGUGAAAGGGCUGAGCUCUCCCAAAAGCAGUUCUCCAAAGUAUCCGGUGUCCUGUUGCACCGAGCAGCAAGCAUCAGUCCAAGCAGGCCCUGAGGAUGCUCCGCUCCUGAACUCUUUCCACCAUGCGCUACGGAUGUGGCAGAACACUUUAUCUGGUGGUGAGAAAGCAAGUACUGAGCUGCCAGCCCUGCGACCAAUGAACCUCUACGUGCAGCCCAGCCCAGGGCAGAGGGUGCUGCAUACUCCUGCCGCAUCAAACGUCAGCAAGGUGCCUCCAGUUGGCAGCCAUCCUACACCAGCCCGACCUGCUCAGGGGCUGGCUUCUGCCCAGGCAGCCCAGGGAGAUGGGAAAGCUGCUGGGAGCUCUGCAGCAACUAUAUUGCAACCUCAGUGCCAGAAAGCAGAGUCAAAGCCUCCCCACUGUCAGCCGGGAGCGGGGACAGAGCUGGACAGCCCAGGCAGCAAACCACCCAAGAUAAGACCUCUUCCUUCAGCUGCAUCCCUGGGUCCUGCCCCUCGAAAGCCCUCGAGACCCCCAAAAGUUGAUCUCAGCUCUUUCCGAAGCAUGGUACCUUCAGUUCACAGGCAAAAUGAAACAACUGCUGAGGAAGAGGAUUACCUGAUCCCUGAAAGCACUCAAUGUGAAGAGCAGCAUAAUUACGAGAAAACCCUGAUGUACCUGAAUCAGUCUGAGGACACCACAACCUUGUGUGCCAUUGAAGUACCUAAGUUAGAACCUCAAGAGCACAAGAAACAGAAGAGUUUUCUCUUUGGUGAAUCCAGUCCCAGAAGAGCUAUAGAAGAGGAUGAAAAAGAAGGAAAAACAAGUCUUGAAAGGGAGAAACAGGAAGUGAAGAAGCCAGGUGGAAAUGAAUACAUAAUUCUCAGUGGCCAAGCCAGCAAAGGAGACAGAGGUGGGAUGAAGGUGUCGCGUAUGAGGCAGGAUGUGACCAGCACCCCCCAAAGGCUGGCAAAAGACAGAACAAAACCCUUGUACUAUGGUGCUCCUGAACCAACUGAAGACAGACCAACCUCGAACCCAAACCAUCAUCAGUUCUUGCUGACCCCAGAGGAUGUGUACGAUGAUGUUGAGGGACUUCAAGACAGACUCCGUGCAUCAGAUGCCUCAAGUCCAUCUGCUUCAGACAGCAGAAGCAACUAUGAAGAAACAUAUGAAGAUGUUGAGGCUGGGAGUGAUAAUCCAGCAAAAGAGGAAGCAGAAAAACAAAAGAGAUUUGGAAAGCUGUUUAAGAUAGAAAAAUUGAAACUGAAAAAUACCAGGUUCAAGGAAAACUUAAGGUUGUUUUCCAUGUCGGUGCCAAAUUUGGCGGAUGUCUCCCAGGAAGACACAGUGUACGACGAUGCUGAGACCGAGCAAAAAGACCCCAGAGAGAAGGAUGACAAGCACAAAUCGUGGAUGCCAAAAUUCCUGAUGGCAAAAGAAGCGAAGGACCGGCGGAGAAGCAGUGAUGAUGUGGAAAGAAGCAUCUUUAAAUUCAAGAAGAGCAAUGCAGAAAAAAAUAAGAUGGAAAAAGAAGAGAAGAUAUUUAGAGAAACUUUUCUGUACGACAAGGAGAUCACAGUCAUCAACACAGCAACCGCUGCAUGCUCCAUCCCCAGCAAGAGGAGAGCCGACCUCCCGCUCACAGCUGGAGAACAGCUGGAUGUCAUCGAUGUCACCGAGGGCAGCGCGGUGAUAUGCCGCAAUUCAGAGGGCAGAUAUGGGUACGUCCUAGUGGAGUACUUGAACUUCAGGCAGUACUGACCGCCCUGGAGCAUCCCCAAAGUGCUGUUCCGAGCCUGGGAGAGCCCAUGUUUGUCAAUGUGGGGAGCUGAUGCCUAUGUAAAUAAAGCUUUAUUUUUUACACUUA
Meleagris gallopavo (turkey) is the source of this 2256-nucleotide messenger RNA. RefSeq names its product FYN binding protein 2 (gene FYB2). The record is from RefSeq and is a predicted model, not a curated record. Gene Ontology annotation, molecular function: protein binding. Gene Ontology annotation, biological process: protein localization to plasma membrane; integrin-mediated signaling pathway; T cell receptor signaling pathway. Gene Ontology annotation, cellular component: plasma membrane. NCBI's taxonomy places the organism in Eukaryota, Metazoa, Chordata, Aves, Galliformes, Phasianidae.